Molecule: messenger RNA, 690 nt
Organism: Gavia stellata (red-throated loon)
Lineage: Eukaryota; Metazoa; Chordata; Aves; Gaviiformes; Gaviidae
Gene: TNFSF14
Product: TNF superfamily member 14
Exons: 3
Coding region: 1-690 (229 amino acids)
Biological process (GO): immune response
Cellular component (GO): membrane
Molecular function (GO): tumor necrosis factor receptor binding
Source: RefSeq, a predicted model, not a curated record
AUGGGGGACGGCGUCUUCGCCUUGGCGGGGCCCUGGCCACCGCUGCCCCCCCCCAGGGCACCCAUGGGUGCUGCCACCCACCCUGUCCCAGCGUGGCGGCGGCGAGUCCGGGGUGGGUCGUGGGGACGGUGGGUGUUGGGGACGCUGGUGGCCCUGGCACUGGUGGCGGUGGCAGUGCAGGGCUGGGUGCUGGCAGGGGUCCGGGGGGAGCUGCAGAGGGUGACGGCGCAGCUGCAGGCCAGCGGGGACCAGCCGCUGUCGGAGAAGGUGCUGCAAGCCAGCGCCGACGUCUCAUCCCAACCCAACGGGUCCCUUCGGUGGGAACCCGGCAAAUCGUGGGCCUUCAUCCGGGGUCUGGACUACCGCGGCGGUUCCCUCGUUUGCCACCAGCCCGGGCUUUACUUCGUCUACGCCAAGGUGCAACUGGGUGCUCCUGGGUGCCCGGCACGCGCCGCCACCCUCCACGGCAUCCACAAACGAACGCCCCGCUAUCCCGGCAUCCUCGACCUCCUGGUGAAUAAGGUCGUUUAUUGUCCCCAAGCCCACGGGGUACCCUGGGCCCGGCACAGUUUUUUGGGGGGACUCGUGCGCCUCGAAACGGGGGACGAGGUCUUCACCCGGGUGCAGGCGCCCGAGUUGGUGCGGGCGGUGGACGGCACCCGUUCCUAUUUUGGGAUGUUUAUGGUGUGA